UCAGAGGUCAUGUUGCUUAGACAGAACAAUCAAUUUACCACAGCCAAGAUCCUGGAAGUUUUUGUGGCCUUCAACCGCUUUGGCAAGGACUUAUUGAGAAGAUUACUAAGGUGAUAUUGCUUGGGGGAAAAUGAUCAAUUCACUGUAGACAAUAUCAUGAAAGUUAAUUACAGAAGACUUCAGCAGUUUUAGGGAUAUGGACUUACAUAUUGAGGGAUGCCAAGGAUAUACAAUCUGGAAGGUUGUUUUUGUACUGGACUCAAGGUGGAUCUAGGUAUUUACUAAAGUUGGAAUAACUUUAGUUAGAAAGUAAGCAAAACAAACUAAAGAAGAUGGUGUUUUUAGAUGCUGAAAGCAUCAAGAAGCUAUGGGAUACAUGGAAUAUUAGAGGACUGAUUAUUCUAAGCUUCUUGGUGCAGUCUUUUUUAGUUCUGUUUGCAUCCAUGAGGAAACAAAGAGGGGGGAAAUGGGUUGCCAUGAUAUGGGUGGCAUACUUGCUUGCAGACUGGGUUGCUACAUUUACCAUUGGACUUGUCGUACGCACUGGAAGUAGUGACAUCCUGGUUUUAUGGGCACCCUUUCUUUUGUUGCAUCUUGGUGGCCCUGACAGCAUCACCUCCUACUCUCUGGAGGAUAAUGAGUUAUGGCUUAGACACUUGCUUGGGCUUUUGUUACAGGUUGGAUCAACUAUAUAUUUUAUCCUUCAGUCUUUCUCACAAAACAAGCUUUGGCUCCCAACCCUCCUAGUGUUACCCUCAGGCAUAAUCAAAUAUGCAGAGCGGAACUAUGCUUUUUUUCUUGCAAGCUUUGAGCGUUUUGGAAGUAGUUGGGUGCCUAGAGAUUGGGCAGCCGGACUCCCCAUUCCAGUGCAAUUCCAAAACUUGGGAACUGCAGAUCAUCUACCACGUAUAUUACCAGUAGAUAUUGGCAUUCAUAUGGACAGCUUUCUUGUAGAUUCUGAUCCUAAGUCAAUAUUACAAGCAGCAGUUUACUUGUUUGGAUCUAUCAAGAAUCUACUUCUUGGCCCAGUUCAAUCUAGACAACAAACUGCUAAGAAUUUUGCAAACUUUCUAAGCAGAAAUACAGAUCAUGCUGCAGAAAAUGCACUCCGAAAGUUGGAGAUUGAGCUAAGCCUCUUGUAUGAGGUACUCCACACCAAGUUGCCUGUGGUUGUGUCCAAGAUUGGAUGCGUAUGUCGCAUCUUGAACUUGGUUUGCAUCUUGGGAGCCUUGCUGUCAUUCUCAUUAGUUAAGAAGCACUACAAGCUGGAGGAGUUUGAUACGUGGCUAACCUUUGGAUUGUUGAUUGGGGCCUUAGCAUUGGAUUUUCAUAUCUGUCAUAUUACUUGUUUUCUCCGAUUGGUUUGCUAUUGCUCACUUCCAUAUUAUGGAAUCCAGAUCCCUCCCCAAAUUCAUCACUAGAUUUAUCACCGUCAACAAAUUUAUCAACAGGCACAGAUGGUCUAAUGAAGUUCUGCAGUUGAAUUUUAUUACUUAUCUUGUGAAGGACCAUCCAAAUUGGUUGAAAAAAGUGGCAGAAUUUCUUCUCUUGAAGAGUUUGUUAGAAGCCAUAGAAGGAAUCCGAUGGCAGUCCUCCCAAAAUUUUAAAGAAGAUCCACAUUGGCGCUUCAUUUUUGAGGAAGUGAUAAAUUUUUGCAAGACAGUGCCACGAAUCAAGGGAGUUUGGUUUGAAAGAAGCUUCAAAAUUCUUGAACAGUUUUCAAUUUCGGGGCCUGUUGAAAGGAUCAUCAAGGAGUCUGAUUACACACAAAUCCUUCUAACAUGGCAUAUAGCCACAGAAUGAUCCUUCCGAGGAGAAGAUGAACAAUGCUCUUCAACAGGAAGUAAUGAUCAUAGAGCAAUAUGCAAGCUACUUUCAGAUUAUAUGUUCAACCUUCUAAUGAUGAAGCCUGCUAUGAUGGCAAGUGUGCUGAACGACUGGAAAAAAGUAUUCGAUGACUCAUAUGCAGAAACCGAGUCAUUUCUAAGCCGGAGUUCAGUCUUAAAUGAAAAGGAUGCCAGCAGAAAAAUCCUUUCAACUGACUUCGACGAGUUGGCCAAAAAAGUUGAGUUUGGGGGUGACUUCGAUGCUGACUAUCAGUUGACUAGUAGACUGUAGAGAUGAUGGAAAAAGAUCUGUGUUAUUUGCAGCUCGAGAGCUCGCUACCCCUCUCAAGCGAACAGAUGGUUAUCCCUGGGAGAGAAUAAACUGGGUUUGGGUGGAACUAAUUUGUUAUGCUGCGGCUAAUGGUAAGCCAAAUGUGCAUGCACAACAACCAAGUAAGGGUGGAGAACUGCUCACCUUCAUCUGGCUGUGUAUGUCUCAUUUGGAUGCGGAAGGAGCAUUUCCGUUUUACAGAAUGAGAAAAAUCAGGCAGAUGCAACAGGGCCGGCGUUGAUGAAUUU
Rubroshorea leprosula is the source of this 2405-nucleotide messenger RNA. Lineage: Eukaryota; Viridiplantae; Streptophyta; Magnoliopsida; Malvales; Dipterocarpaceae. The record is from the annotation of a GenBank genome assembly.